Molecule: messenger RNA, 4478 nt
Organism: Motacilla alba alba
Lineage: Eukaryota; Metazoa; Chordata; Aves; Passeriformes; Motacillidae
Gene: SSUH2
Product: ssu-2 homolog
Exons: 4
Coding region: 1501-3108 (535 amino acids)
Source: RefSeq, a predicted model, not a curated record
CGGACAGCUGCUCAGGGAGGGUGUGUAGGAGUCUCCCGCUGUGGGGACAUCCCAAACCCACCCGGAGCGUGCCUGUGUCACCCGCUCCAGGUGGCGACAGGGGUUCAGUCUGGAGGCCCUCCAGACGUCCCUUCCAACCCCAGCCCUGGGGUUGCUGGGAUUCCGGGAUUCUGGGACACGGACAGGGACAGGGAGAGCGGCAGAGCUGUCCCUGCCGCCGUCCCUGCAGCCCCCGCGGGUCUCUUCCCGCAGCCCCUCCUCGGCACGGGAGCAGCUUGUCCCGCCGUGCCCUCCAGCCUCGCCGCUCCUGAUUUUUUGCCCUCCCUGGGCUUUGGAGGGGUGUCCCGUGCGGGGCAGCUCCGUCCCGGGGCGCCUGGCGUGGGACAGGGUGGCACGCACAGGUCUGCGGGCUGGGGACAGCCCUGGGACCAGCGGGAGGGAUGGAAGCACGUCCAGCAGGGUCUCUGCUGCUCUGUGCCAAGCGAGGGACAGGCGACGUGUCCCCUCAGAGCCUGUCCCCAAGCGUGGCAGGAGCCUCCCAGGGGGACAGCAGGGCUGGGGCCGGGUGUCCACAGUGCUGAAUGCUCGAGGCCGAUUUGGAACUCUCAGUCACAGGGAUCAGAACAUCCCCUGGCCUCGGCUCGGCCACCGGGGGUCACUUUCCCCUGGUGACUCUCAGUUCUCAAGUAAAUGUUUAAAUUCGGUUUUUGCUGGUUCAGUGGAACUCAGAGUGCUCCACCAGAAAGCAAACAUAUGGGUCCUGAGCUGCUCUGAAAAAAGAAAACACCACCAGAGGAGAAUGACUCCCACCUAGCAACAAAACUGGAAUUGCAUAGCUGAGAUCCAAAACUGAAAUAAUUUAGAUUUGUUUACUCAGUAUUCCUCUCCAGCCUGCCUAACUAUUGUUGCAGAAAUUAACUCCUCCGAGCAGCGGCAGCGCAUGCUGGAGUGCGGUGGAAGGAAAAACGCCCACAGGAUGCCUCCCCCAAAGGGAUCCUGGAAAGAGCUGCCUCCCCUUUGCAGGGAAGUCCAGGCUGUGCAGGGGUGCCCAGGGCUGAGAUUCCCGGGCAGGAUUCCAGCUGGCAUGUCCCACGCGUGUUUCGGGCUGGGAGCCCGUGGUGGCGCGGUGCCCUUUAACCCCCCGCAGGUGCGGUGUAACCUGAGCUUAGCCCCGCUCGGAGCACCUGCGCUCGGCUCUGAGCUCAGCAUAAAGCGCUCUCGGGAGCUCCCAGCCGGCUCCUGCUUCUCUCGUGUUGGAAAACACUCCUGUGCCCUGCAUGGUACAACAUUCCUGUCCUACGCUUUCCAAUAAGUGCCGACCCAAAAAGUGGCCGGGAUGAGCCUUUGUUGUACCCAAAGUCUGGCCCUUGGGGCACUUGGAUCUCUCCUGGGCCACCAGGCUGACCAGCAAUCGCCCACCCCUCAGGAGGUGCAGAGACAUCCAAAGUGGCCCCCAAAAUCUUUCUGGAUGACUCAUUAGUGACAUCACCCCAUGAUGAGAUGCUCUGCCCAGGGGGAGGAGCCAAGCAGUCCCACCUGCAUAUAAGCUGGGACUUGGAGCACCACGAGCACUUUGCCUGCGGAGUUCCCAGAGAAGAAGAGGUCCAGAAGCACCAGGGGAUCUUCAGAGGAAGACCAGGCCCUUCUGCAGGAUCAGUGCUGCGACAGAACCACGUCCAUCCCUCUCAGAGAGCCGCAGCCACCGUUUCAUCAGACUGCCGGGGUGCCAGUCUGGGCUGCUCCAUCUGCGUCCUCCUCAACAAUCACACCCAGCAGCCCCUGGGGGAAAGAGCAGAGAGUGGUUUCUUCCUGACUUUCACACUUGACACAGCAGUUUUUGAAAAUCUUCAGUUCCCUCUGGGUGUCAAAGAUGGCAUCAUCAUCUUCUUGUUCGUUCUGCUUUGUCUUCUCUCUAUGGCCUGCACCCGCUAUGCCCUCUGCACCCCCUACGCCCUCUGCACCAUGCUUAGAGACAGAGAGGUGCUCCGUGUGGUACAGCGGCGUCGAGAGGAGGAGGAGGAGAGGAGCACAGUGUCAGCAGGCACCAUGUCUGCACAGUCUGCCGUGGAGAGAGGAACCAUGUCUGCACAGUCUGCCUCGGAGAGAGGAACCACGUCUGCACAGCCUGCCUCGGAGAGAGGAACCAAGAGCACAGCCUGCUGUGGAGAGAGGAACCAUGUCUGCACAGGCUGCCGUGGAGAGAGGAACCACGUCUGCACAGCCUGCCGUGGAGAGAGGAACCACGUCUGCACAGCCUGCUGUGGAGAGAGGAACCAUGUCUGCACAGCCUGCCGUGGAGAGAGGAACCACGUCUGCACAGCCUGCUGUGGAGAGAGGAACCACGUCUGCACAGCCUGCCUCGGAGAGAGGAACCACGUCUGCACAGCCUGCUGUGGAGAGAGGAACCACAUCUGCACAGCCUGCUGUGGAGAGAGGAACCACGUCUGCACAGUCUGCCUCGGAGAGAGGAACCACGUCUGCACAGUCUGCCUCGGAGAGAGGAACCACGUCUGCACAGCCUGCUGUGGAGAGAGGAACCACGUCUGCACAGCCUGCUGUGGAGAGAGGAACCACGUCUGCACAGCCUGCCGUGGAGAGAGGAAUGACGUCUGCACAGCCUGCCAUGGAGAGAGGAACCACGUCUGCACAGCCUGCUGUGGAGAGAGGAACCACGUCUGCACAGCAACAGGUACCACGUCUGCACAGCCUGCCACGGAGAGAGGAACCCAAAGGGCAGUCGGCGCUUCCACACAGACCGCCACCAAGCUACGGCAGCCCAAGCUAGCAGCAGCUGCCCGCAUUCAGAAGAAGAAGAAAUCCAAGAGCAAAUCCAUCCACACAGUGACUGAAGAGGAGGUGGCUGGACCCUCACACCCAGCAGAAGAGCCAGAGGUCAUCACUGUCUCUCUGUCCCUGGGUGAGCUGCCAGACCUGCGGAGGGAGCUCACCCCCCAGACCAAUGAGUCCAUCCUGGCCCAGCUGCUCUGCACCUGGGACACCACAGCCAGGGACACCACUCUGGACAGGCAGCUGGGAUCCUUGUCCUGGCAUGUGGUCAAUGCCCAGGGGAGCAGGAGAACCCAGGGAACUCUCAGCCUCCGGUGGUGACUGCUGGUGAGUGUAAGGGAUGGACACCUUCGUAAGGUAUCGAUAGGGAUGGACGCCUCUGUGGGGUAUGGAUAGGGAUGGACACCUCUGUGAGGGGUGGAUGGACACCUCUGUAAAGAAGAUUUCCAGGUGCUCCAGGGGAAGUGGAGCACAAGGGAACAAGGAGAUCAUUUUUCCCUAAGAGCCCCAAGGGUGUACAGUGCACGUUGUAGAUAUAGUUGAGAUUUGCACACCUUGGAGCAGAGAGAGCCUCCUGCUGCCUGGAGGUGCUGCAGUGGAGGGAAGGAGAGGACAAGGUGGGAGCACUGGUCAGCAAGCUGAGAAUUUACUGUCACUUAAUAACAAGGACACUGUCACUGCCCCAUUGUGCACCCAUGGAAACAAAGCUGGCUGUGCACGUCUGGAGCUUGGAAGAGAAAACUGAAGAGGGCCACCAGAACCUGAGGAAGGAGCUUCAGGAAGGGAUUUACCACAUCUCACCAGAACCAACAAGUCUCUGCACUAGAAGCAGAUGUCCCCCAGCCAGGCAGAGCAGAGAGGAGACACUCCACAAGGUAACCUCUGGUUUGUCUUUCAGGAACAUGGGAUGGAGAACCCCCCUCCUCCGUAGCAGCCUGGGUACCUGAACUGAGAAAAGGAACAUCUACCACAAGAAGCUCAUCUGUUGUCAGCGCUGCUCUGGUGUCUCGUGGACAGAACUCCUGUUGGUGUAGGAGUGAUAACAUGACUGGUUCUCUUGAAGAAGCAGUUCUUGUUCUCACGAACACAUUCACAGGAGGAGCCCAGCAUCUGCCUUGGCCAGGAGCAGAGGAGCCCUGCCUCUAGCCGGUGGAGGAGAGGGACAGUCAGAUCUGUUGGACUGUGUGGAUCCCAUGGCCUGGCACGUCUGACCCACAAAGGGCCAGCUUUGGUGGGCGCUGGCACUCAGUGUGCCCUGAUGCCACCAAGGUAUGUGGGACUGGAAUCCAUUUCCAUUCCUGGGGUCACAGGAAGAUCCCAGCAGCUGAAGUGAAUUUAUCUGGGAGCGACUGGCACACACACCCCAGGGUGGCUGGCCCUGCAUCCUCAGCACAGACCAUCUCAGAAAUGGGUAUUUCAGACCCAAAAGGACAUCCUUGGGCUUUGGGAUUGCUGCUGUGGAGACAGAAGACAGAGAACGGAGUGCCCUGCCUGGUGUCUCAGAUGAGCCCUUUGCUCUGGGCCUGCUGAGAGCUGAAGAGCAGCAGGAACCAAUCCCCACAGCACCACUGCACCAGCAACAAUUCUUCAUUGAAACAUAAAUGAGCUGUGGAACAUCUCAACAAGGCCUAAGUGCUUUUUUUUCCUUUCCCCCCCUUUAAUUAGAACAAAAUAAAACCCUAAAUGUGACC